UUUUGAACUUGCUCAAUCAAACCAUCAUGCGUGGAUUUACGGCGGUGGCUGCUUGUAUUUUUGCUGGUGCUCUGUUGAUCCCCCAAGCAAAAGCAAACUGCCCCAUCGCGAACCCCAAAAAGUCCAAUUGCUGGUGCGACGCCGCCAUGAAAAAGCCCAAGACGGUCGGUAACUGCGACAGCGCUCGAAACCAGCACUUCCACCAAAGCGCGCACAAUGCCAAGCGUAAGGGGGCCAUGCACUACCUCUGCUGUGACAAAGCCAGAGCCAAGUCGUACUGCAUGACCAUCGCCCAAGGCCAGGCCUGUGGUUGGGAACAAGGGAUUGCGUUUUAUUAGAUCAUGACACUAUAUAUUCCCACCAGAAUAUCCUUGACCAGAGACGCACUGACUUAAGUCGUAAAUACCAACCAUAUGUGCAAAGGUAGGGAGGGUUUCCAACGAUCCAAGCCCCAAUCACACAGAAGUGCCUUUCUAUUAAUAGACUAUGAAUAGACUGUUAUUAAUAACCAACCUACUAUUGCGG
This is a messenger RNA of Aphanomyces astaci, 525 nucleotides long. RefSeq lists its product as hypothetical. The transcript has a single exon. The record is from RefSeq and is a predicted model, not a curated record. NCBI's taxonomy places the organism in Eukaryota, Oomycota, Saprolegniomycetes, Saprolegniales, Verrucalvaceae. The annotation marks the transcript as partial.